Molecule: messenger RNA, 780 nt
Organism: Mustela lutreola (European mink)
Lineage: Eukaryota; Metazoa; Chordata; Mammalia; Carnivora; Mustelidae
Exons: 2
Coding region: 1-690 (229 amino acids)
Source: RefSeq, a predicted model, not a curated record
AUGUUAUUUGUUCAACCACAACGAGGCACUGCUCCUUGUAGGCUACUGACUGCGGGGCUGACAGAGCUGCUGCUGGCCGCGCAAGAGGGAGAGAAGAAACAUGAUGGCAUGACCCGGCGGCAGCCAAGACAGGACCCUCAGAACUCAUUUGCUGCCCAAGUGGGAGAACUGAAUAGUUUUCCACUUAAUCUGAAAAUUGGCCUCGGUUCUUGGAAUGUUUCUCACCUCCUUCUCUCAGCAUCAGCUGCUGAAAAGAAGCCUGAGGAGGAAGUUGGGGAACGUCCUACCAAUGACACGGGGGAACCGGGCCCGACCCCUUCGUUUCUCCGUCUGUGCAAGACCACAUUCGUAACACCUGCCUCACCUUCCCCCUUCGAACAGGGCGAAAGCAGGCCCCGAGGAAAGCCAACGCCACCUGAAGCCCGAGAAAGCUCGAGCACCACGGCAAGGAAGACAAUGGCGCGUUCCCAGGUGGGUUCGCAGGUGGACACGCGUUUGCGCACACCCGUAUCCUGUAACUCACGCCCCCGCUGUGGGGGCCGUUUCCAGACCCCCCCCCCCCAGCGCCUUUCCAACCCUCCGAUUUUCUCAUCCAAAUACCGAAGUCGCAUACAGAUAUUUUUUUUUUCCCCCUUUGGGUCGAAGAGACCCGGACCGAAGCUUCGGGUCACAUUUACGCUGGUGACAUAAUACGAACCACAGCGUCAGGAAUAUAGAUCGAGGUAACGAACAGCCCCAACUCCCCGGGGAGGCGCCCAGAUGAAAGUGAUUUGCCCAGAG